Molecule: messenger RNA, 1032 nt
Organism: Spinacia oleracea (spinach)
Lineage: Eukaryota; Viridiplantae; Streptophyta; Magnoliopsida; Caryophyllales; Amaranthaceae
Exons: 3
Coding region: 380-856 (158 amino acids)
Cellular component (GO): endoplasmic reticulum membrane
Source: RefSeq, a predicted model, not a curated record
AUAAACAUAAAUAUCCAAUCUUUGGUCAAGAAAAGUGCAUCCACAUUAACAACCAAACCGGUAGUUUCUGAAUUUCCGGCCACCACCCCUGCAAUACCAAUACUUGCUGUACCUUUCUAGUUUCUACUUAAUUUAUUAUAUAUCCGCCCUUUUCAACCAAAAUAAUAAAUUAAAUAAAACCCCAAAUUGCAAUCUUGUAAAUCAACCUUCGUCGUUUUACAAAUAUCUAAAAACCUAAACUUAGAAAUCAAAAUCUUGAUAUUACCCACAAUUUAAUAUUUUUAGUAGAUACAGUCAAAUUAUCUGCAACAAUUCAUCAAAUCUAAUCAGAUAAAAAUUCCCAGAAAGUUGCCGAAGAAGAAGAAGAAUUGGGAAGAAGAUGGAGAAGAUGAUGUAUGUGAGAGCGGAAGCAUCGAAGGAAGUGAAUAAGAAUACAGAAUGGGUGACAUACCCAGGUGUAUGGACUACCUACAUUUUUAUUCUCUUCUUUUCUUGGCUUCUUGUUCUCUCUCUCCUAGGUUGUUCUGCUGGUAUGGCUUGGACCAUUGUUCAUCUUUCUCAUUUCUUCGUCACUUACCACUGCUUUCAUUGGAAGAAAGGCACACCAUUUUCUGAUGAUCAGGGUAUCUACAAUGGGUUGACUUGGUGGGAGCAGAUUGAAAAUGGCCAGCAGCUUACUCGCAAUAGGAAAUUCCUCACUGUUAUCCCUGUUGUAUUGUACUUGAUCGCUUCACACACAACAGACUAUCAGAACCCAAUGCUUAUGUUGAACACUCUUGCUGUUUUUGUGCUUGUGGUUGCCAAGUUCCCUCGUAUGCACAGGGUUCGUAUUUUUGGAAUAAACGGAGAAAACUGAUUCAAAGUUGUGUAUUUUUAAACACUUCAGUUCAGAGUCUGCUAUUGUAAGUUUAUAAAUUUGUUUUGCAUAUAUUGGUGUCAUUUUUUACAGUGGAAAAAGGGUGUAUAACCAAAAUUUUGUUAAAGUAAUCAAUGACAAUAUUACGGAGUAAGUUUUAUGCGUUUCUGGAAGAA